Molecule: messenger RNA, 1614 nt
Organism: Prorocentrum cordatum
Lineage: Eukaryota; Dinophyceae; Prorocentrales; Prorocentraceae
Source: the annotation of a GenBank genome assembly
AUGGGGGCGGCGAGCUGCAAGUGCGGCAAGGACCGACACAGGCGACGACCCGCAGCUGCUCCUGAACCCCUGCAGGACGCACGGACUACCCCUCCGGCAGCGGGCCCGCGCCGAUCGUGCACCUCUCCACCAGCGUGGAGCCGGACCGACAGCCUCCCGGGCGGGAACAGCCCCGAAUGGGGCCCCGGCUUCGUGGAGAAGGACCUGCAGAGCGCGCGCAGCUCGAGUGCCAGGGUGGUUCUGGAAGGCGGCAUCACCUAUGAGGGCUCCUGGCUGCCUGACGCAGACGACAGGGGCGGCUGGACCACUGCUCAGAUCGCCUGGGCCGGCCGAGUCAAGCACGGACAGGGCACUCUGGCGCACCCGGACGGGCAGCGCUACUGUGGCCAGUUCAAGUACGACCAGAAGUCUGGUUACGGAACCCAGACGUACCCCAGCGGCUCCACGUACAGCGGGCAGUGGGCAGACGACCUGCAGAACGGCCACGGCACCGAAAACUGGGCCGACGGCUCCGCGUUCGAAGGCCAGUUCCGUGCCGGCGAGAAGCACGGCUGGGGCCGCUUCAUGUGGGGCAACGGCUGCCUGUACGAGGGCGAAUUCGUGCGCAACGACAUGCACGGGGAGGGCUCCUACGCUUGGAGCGACGGGAGGAUUGAUGGGAUGUUCUGCGGGCAGUGGUCCCGCAACUACAUGGGGCCCUCCGGCUCCAUGCAGUGGCCCGACGGCCGCGUCUACGAGGGCGACUUCCUGGAGGGCCGGAAGCACGGGGAGGGCACCCACUGGUGGCCGGACGGCCGCUCGUACGUGGGGCAGUGGCGAGAGGGCAAGCAGCACGGCAUCGGCGUGGCCCGCGCCAUGAAGGGAGAACCGAGCCCGGUGGGAGAACGGCAAGUUCAUCGAGUGGCUCGACCAGCCCGCAGCCUCCGACGCGGGGCUGGAGUCGGAGCGCAAGCGCCCCCGCCGAAGAGUUGCGGCCCUGAGGCGGGCCAGCACCAGUGCCGCUUGCCUGCGCCUCUGCGCACUGCCCGGCGCCCCCAGCGUGGUGCAGGUCGCCCCGCAGGGUGGCAUCCGCCUCAUCCGCCUCACGACGGCGCCGCGCUGCACGGGGCAGCCCAGGCGCUCCCACUCCUUCGGCAGGCGGCAGCGCCGGCGCCGCGACGUCACAAUGGAGAGCAGGUUCAAGCUCACGGUCCUCGGGACCUGCGACCUCGAAAUAGACGGCAAAUCGUUGCUCAGCUUGCGCAACUCCCCGACGGAGGCCGCGAGCCACCAGCCCGCCGAGGACACGACGCCGCAGCUGCCGGUGGCCGCGGGCGACCACCAGCUGGUCCUCCGGUACUCCGAGGACCAGGGUGUGGCGGGCAUCAAGUUCGAGUACGAGGGGCCCGACAAUCACAACCUCAUGGGCGUCGUCCCGAGGAUCCGGGGCAAGCUGCUGCACCCGCGCGGCCCCUGCAGCCUCCGGGACAUCCCGCACGUCGGCGCCCCCCGUGCAUGGCGUCCGAGGGCGUGCUGCCGCGGUGGGCGCUGGGCGACGGCGAGCGGUGCACGCCGCGCUGCGAGGUGGGCUACUUCCCCGGGGGCCUCAACGCCUCCCUGUCGGAGGACGUCGAG